UCCUCACUCUCACUUGAGCCUUUUCCGAACCACUCUCAACCGCCUCUCUCUCUCUCUCGGCAUCCACCACUGCUCUUAUUUGUCGCACAAAGAACCCUAAAACCCAUGCAGAGGUUCUCCUCCCCUUGUUCCCGCGGCCGAGAAGAAUUUUGAUUCUUCGCAUUGAUGUGGAAACGGAGAUCCGCCCGAUCCGAGAAACGUCAACAAAGAAAAAAGCAACGCCAUUAUUAAUUUGGACUGCGGUAAAACGGCCACAGUCCAUUAUUACCUUUUGUUUAUUAUGUUAAGAUACAGGGGAGCACUGCACUUCUGCUCUGCAACGUGGUGCCAUCGUGCUCCCGCUUCAAUGGAUCUAGGGUUUUGGAAGUGUUAGUCGCGAGGAAGAAGAUAUGGGAUCCAAGCUACCAUCUUUCAUCUGUUUUGUUCUGUUUCUCACAUUUCCCCAUUCUACUCUCUCCGGCGAUGUGGAAGCUCUGCUUUCUCUCAAAACUGCGCUUGACGCCUUCGACCGCCUUCCAUGGCGAAAGGAAUCCGGCAACGAGCUCUGCACGCGCUGGCCCGGAGUUAAGCAAUGCUCCCCCUCCGGCAGAGUCAUAAAGCUCGUCCUCGAAUUUCUCAACCUCACCGGAACCCUGGCGGCGGAAUCUCUGUCCCCUCUGGACCAACUUCGCGUCCUCAGCUUCAAAUCCAACUCGAUUUCAGGCGAAAUCCCUAACCUAUCCGUGCUGCCCAAUCUCAAGUCUCUUUACCUCAACGACAACCAUUUUUCCGGGCAAAUCCCGGCUUCUCUCGCCUCCAUCCACCACCUCAAAACCAUCGUUCUGUCCAAUAAUCGCCUCUCCGGCAACAUCCCCAGUUCUUUUGUCAGACUUGCUCACCUCUACUCCCUUCAGCUACAAAGCAACCGCCUCACGGGAACAAUCCCAGCACUAAACCAACCCACUCUACGCUUUCUCAACCUUUCCGACAACAACUUCUCAGGUGAAAUACCGGCGACUCGUGCCUUCUCUCACUUUAAUGAAUCCUCUUUCCUGAACAACCACGACCUCUGCGGUGCACAAAUCAGGCGUCCAUGUCCUAAAAGUCAAAACUUUCCCCCUCCCCCUGCCAAAAAACCUCCCUUUUCCUCCUCCCACAGCCGCAACACGAAGAAGCUUGCAGCUAUCAUCGCCGGUUCGGUCGCCGGUUUCCUGCUUCUGCUAAUUUGCUUGGUGCUGGUACUUUUUAUGACAUUUUUGAAAAAGAGGAAUGCUGGAAAAAGCAAAGCCAUUGACGUUGCCCCCUCCACAGCCGCAGCUGGCGGCGGCGGCGGCGGAGGAAAGGCUGGAUUUUCAUGGGAGGGCGAAGGGUUAGGGAAACUUAUUUUUGUAGGCGGGGUGAAUGGAUUAUAUACAUUGGAAGAUUUGCUCAAGGCUUCGGCGGAGACAUUGGGGAGGGGUACUGUUGGGAGCACGUAUAAGGCUGUGAUGGAAUCUGGUUUCAUUGUGACAGUGAAGAGGUUGACGGAAACAGGCCCGGUGUCGCCGGAGGAUUUCCGGCGUCGGAUGGAGGAUCUCGGGCGGUUGCGGCACCCGAAUCUGGUUGCUCUUCGGGCUUACUUCCAGGCGAGGGAGGAGCGGCUGCUGGUCUAUGAUUACUUUCCCAAUGGGAGCUUGUUCUCGCUCAUACAUGGUUCACGGCCAACCGGAUCAGGGAAGCCGCUGCACUGGACUUCAUGUCUUAAAAUCGCGGAGGACGUAGCUACAGCUCUUCUUUACCUCCACCAAUCGGGAGCCAUCCAUGGCAAUCUCAAGUCCUCCAAUGUUCUCCUCGGCCCAGACUUCGAAUCCUGCCUCACAGACUUCUCCCUCCUCCUCCAUUCCCCAAACUCCGACCACUCCUCUUCCUCCUCCCUCUUCUACCGUGCUCCCGAAUGCCGCAACACCAUCCAUUGCUCCUCCUUCUCCCCGCCCUCCGACAUCUACAGCUUCGGCGUCCUCCUCCUGGAGCUUCUCACCGGCAAAACCCCCUUCCAAGACCUCGUCGAUCGGCACGGCGCCGAAAUCCCUGCUUGGGUUCGUGCGGUUCGCGAAGAGGAGAAGGAAGCCGGCGCGUCGGCGGAUGACUCCUCGGCUUCGAUUGGAGGCGAUGCGGUGGGGGAGGGCAAGCUGGCGGCCUUGAUUGAGAUAGCGAUGGCUUGUUUGGCGGGGGAGCCUGAGAUGCGGCCGGCAACGAAGGAGGUGGUGCGGAUGGUGAGGGAGGCGAGAGCGGAGGGGGCUGCAUCAGUGUCGUCGAAUAGCAGCGGCGGUGGAGGAGGCCGAGGAGAGAAUAAUGGGCACUCGCCGGGGCGGUGGUCGGAUACCGUGCAGAGCUUGCCGAGGGAAUAUGGUGCCGAAAAUCUCAGUUUUGCAGAGAGGAAUUGAGUGCGGGUUGGAUUUGAAAUGGGAAUUGAGUGUUGUAGGGAUUAAUAUGUAAUGGUCGAAUUGGGAGGAUUGAUUGUGCUUUUUUUACUGAUUUGUAGAGUUUGAUGUAUAUCAUUUAUUUUGAUUUUAGUCAUGGAAAUUUGAUACUUUGGUUAAGAGGAUAGAUGGCAAUUCUAAAAAUCAUAGAUUAGU
This is a messenger RNA of Phalaenopsis equestris, 2594 nucleotides long. RefSeq names its product inactive leucine-rich repeat receptor-like serine/threonine-protein kinase At1g60630. Gene Ontology annotation, molecular function: protein binding; ATP binding; protein kinase activity. The transcript has 2 exons. The coding region runs from base 390 to 2402 and encodes 670 amino acids. Gene Ontology annotation, biological process: protein phosphorylation. NCBI's taxonomy places the organism in Eukaryota, Viridiplantae, Streptophyta, Magnoliopsida, Asparagales, Orchidaceae. The record is from RefSeq and is a predicted model, not a curated record.